CGCCGGGGAUGUUGCGGGGCCGAGGACAGAAGAUACCCUACAGAGACCCAGAAACUGGACUCAGGCUGAUCCCCAGCCUCUGGCUAGUUCCUUAAUUGCUGAACCUUGGUCACCUCAUCUAUAAAAUGGAGAACAACAACAAAAAAAUGAAAACACAUCGUUUCAUUUACUACUCGGACACUGGCUGGGCUGUGGGGGCUGAGGAGUCCGACUUUGAAGGCUGGGCCUUCCCCUUCCCUGGCGUGACACUGAUAGAGGACUUCGUGACCCGCGAGGAGGAAGCUGAGAUGGUGCAGCUGAUGGACCGUGAGCCUUGGAAACGCUCACAGUCUGGACGCAGGAAGCAGGACUAUGGUCCCAAAGUCAACUUUCGGAAACAAAAGCUCAAGACUGCCGGCUUCCAAGGCCUCCCCAGCUUCAGCCGGGAGAUAGUGCGGAGAAUGGGCCUCUACCCCAUCCUGGAGGGCUUCCGGCCCGUGGAGCAGUGUAACCUGGACUACUGCCCAGAACGGGGCUCAGCCAUCGAUCCCCACCUGGAUGACGCCUGGCUGUGGGGGGAGCGGCUAGUGAGCCUCAACCUCCUGUCCCCCACCGUGCUGUCCAUGUCCCGGGAGGCGCCCGGCAGCCUACUGCUCUGCCUGGCCCCAUCCGGCUUCCCGGAAGCUCUGGAAGGUGUGAUGGCCCCUAGUAGGUCCGUCCUGUGCCAGGAGGUGGAGGUGGCUGUCCCCUUACCCCGCCGCUCUCUGCUUGUGCUCACCGGAGCCGCACGGCACCAGUGGAAGCAUGCCAUCCACCGCAGACACGUCGAGGCCCGCCGUGUGUGUGCCACCUUCAGGGAGCUGUCGGCCGAAUUCUGUCCUGGUGGGAGGCAGCAAGAACUUGGGCAGGAGCUCCUGCAAAUCUCUCUCUCCUUUCAGGGGAGACCCAAUUGAGCCGCCUUCCUGGGGACAGGAGCUGGGAUGCCGGCUCCAGACUUGACCCUUUGCCAGGCUUGAAGGGGGAGCCCAGCACAAGGGUCUUCCUUCCCAGCUCAUUAGGUUUUUCAGAGAAGACUGCUGACACCCUGACGCCAUGGCAGCGUGAGCCCUGCCGGGAACUGGUUUGAUGGGGAUGUGUCUCAGGUCAGUCCUCUUUGAGCUGCACUAUGGCCACUUGUUUGGGUUAAUUUGUCACAGUUUGACGAAGUGGCAUAAUUUGAGUUUUAAAAACUUUGGAAUCACUUAAAACCAUUUUCUCCUUUAUCCAUUUGUCUCAGCGAGGUUUCCCGGUGCCCCACCCUGUAGUCCCUCCAUUUGGGUAGCGUGCCAGAUCAGAGAUGGAUUGGUAGAUCUGAGGCUAUCACUGUGUCAGAUUUCAGAGCUGGUGACAGUUUCUGAGUCAGGCUCUGCCUCGGUCAUGCUUGACCCAGACUUGGGUGCAGGAUGCAGCAAGGAGAGGGAAAUCUCCUGAGAGAUUUAGCCCACACAUAGGAAAGCAGGAACCUAAAAUACGGGAUGAGCCGGCUGGUGUCCAGCUGGGCAGCAGUAAUGCAGAGCCCUCCCUCGGCCUGAUGGCACUCAUGAGGAAGCUCCCAGAUUUUCCUCAUAGCCCAACCCACCUCUGCCCACGUAAUGAUGUUAAAAAGUGGGAAAGGUCUCUUCAGCUCCCAGGAUAGUACAAGGUGUUUCACUGGCUGGUGCUGGUACUGUGUGUGGUGCUCACCUCGACGGGUGGCUGCCCCUGUGCACCUGUGGCCGGGCGUGCAGGCUGUGGAGGUGGAGGGAGAUGGCAAUGUUCCCUGGGUCUGCAUGGCCAACCCUCUCUCCUGUUGCUUAUGUGACAAAAUACACUCAGCUCACCCGCCCCAUGCUGGGAGCCAGACUUGAAGGACCAGUGCCCCAGCCUGGAAAGUUUCAUGGUCGGCACUGGUCUUCAUAGUCAAUCUGGAGCUUUUGAGAGCAGGCAGGCUGGGGGAGGCACUGGCCACCGCACUGCCCAUGAAGUGGUGUCAUAGUUGCUGAGCUACUUGCUUGCACUGGAGAAUGCUGUGAAGACCCAGUGGACAGGUGUGUGGGCUUCUAGUGGCUACUGGGUGGGGGUGGGUGAGCUUCCAGAUUCCGUAACUGCUGCUUCCUGGGUCAGCUCACUCAGGAGGAGGGUGGAGGACAGCUUCUUCUCAUCCUCCGGAAAUUCUGUUUCUUUGUUACUAAUGAUGAGGCCCAGAAAUCAGGAUUUUAAAGAUUCUCAGGUGAUUCUAAUGUGCAGCCAAGGUUGAGAACCACUGUGCUAUGUGAAGACUGUCAGGCCCCAGGUGCUCACCGUCUCACCUAAGCACCCACUGCCCAUGGGGCGGGGCUGGGGUGUGGCCAGGCUGGGUGCUUCCUCCAGAGCCGCUCUUGGGCACCGGUGCAACUGCUCUCCUGUGUUUCUGAAGGGCUGAUCCCAGCAGCCACAGCCUGGGGCACAACGUCUGCUUCACCCCCAUAUUGUAGGUAGCUUUCCUGCUUUCCUUCAGCACUGGAUGCUUGUCUGUGCUAAUGCUCUUACAGUCUCAGACUACAAGGCUGUAUGGGAAUACUAAUACGGAAGCAUCCAGUCCAAGGGGGGUUCCUGCAGCGCCCUCUUCCAGAGUAAGUUGGGGGAGUCUACUGGCAUUCCUCAGCCUGCACUGUUGAGAAAACUUGGGGCUGGUUCCUGUUCACAGGGUCGGAGAGUGAGGCCCAGGUUGGUCCUAACGGGGCUAAGCUCAGUCCAGGGAGGACCCUUGGUUAUUUCUGCUGAGACUUGUGCAGAAACUGCCUGUACCUGUCUGCAUGUUUUAAAUGGGCCUACAGCGGAGUCUAGGCUCAGUCCUGUCCCACCUUACCCUGCUGGGCCCUGUCCAGGGCUCUGUGGACGCUACCCCUCAACCUUCUGGAAGCAUCUGAGUCAGGAGUGAGUGUCUCAGCAGGUGAGCUGAACGGUAAGUGGGCCUGACCACAGGCUUGCUAGGCUUGCUGGGGAAAUGGUCUACAGAGUUAGUUUGCUGCCCCUGAGCCCAGGGGGACCCACAGGGCCUGAGGAGUCCUCCCUCCGGGCUGCAGAGGCAGUCUGGCCCCCUGUAUUGGCAGAACUUUCCCUAUAGUGGUGUCACCUGCUUUGCAUGCCUAAUUCCUAGGACUGUCUGGCUUAAAGUGCCAGAAAAUUAAUAAUGGACAGAAAUUCUUUCCUAGAAGGGCCUCUACCUCAUUGGACAACUAUUACAAAACAGAAAAUCUGGGAGCUUCCUUGUGAGUGCCACCAGGCCACGGGAGGGCUCUGCAUUACUGCUGCCCAGCUGGACACCUGCCUCAGCCCAGAGCCACAGGUGCCUGGGGUUGGAGAAAGCCCAGAGGGACCAGCGCUUCAGUGGCUCCUCUCCUGGGGGACUUCAAGCUGACCCUGUCCAGAUGGCUCUGCUGGCACUCGGCUGUACCUGGGGCUGCCCCUUGUGGUGUUUCUGGAAAGGGAAGGGAAGCUGCCAGGCAGAGGGGCCCCACUAGGUGGGAACUUGUGGCAUGACUGGGUCCAAGUCCCCUGUCUGUCUAUUCCAGAGAAGUCUCUGACCUGGGAAACCUAUUAGGACACUGGCGGUGAUCACCAAAUAGGAGGAGGCAGGAGGGGCUUAAGGAUCCAGGAUGCAGCAGACACCAGGGAAGGACCAGCAGCUAUCACAGCAUUCCACCCAGACAGAAAGCAGUGUGUAGCUUUUUUAUUCAGUUCAAUCCAGGGCAACUUUUAAAAAUCCAUAUACAGGACUGUGGUCUGUACCCCGUACGUGAUCUACACAGUGUCAUGCGUAAUGAACUAAUCACAAGACAGAUAAGGACUACAGAUGAACCUGUCCGCUCAGCUUCUGUGAUUUUAUCCUCCACAGACCUUCCUAGAAGACACUAAGAUAUGUUCUGUCCCCACAGUUUCUAAAAUAGAAACACUUCAGUUUUGAUACUUCUGGUCAGGUACUAAAUGGAGACUGUGUUCCACUUUGGAACGGGCCUCAAGUAUUUGCAGGCAUUUGUUUUACGAGCACCAGGAAGGCUCUGCUCAGAGGGAAACAGGGCAAGCCCACGCUGCCCCGGGGCGGCCCAUGGCGCCUCCCCAUGGAGAGGCCUGUACUGGAACAGUCUACAAUCUCCUUAAAUCUCCGGAAUCCGAAUUUCUAGCCUGUAAUUUGCCAGCCCCUCCCCUAAACUGCCCUGCAGAGUUGUUCCUGCAGCUCCAAAGCGCAGCUUAUCCUCCAUCUCCAGACAAGCUCCGCCGCUAUCCUGAGGUGGUCCUUCCCCCACCCCGCCCAUCACCAGUCCCCAGACUCACUGUCAUCUCUGUUCCCACAGAAAUUCUUUGCCUCAUGUCUCUAGAAAGGCUGGAGCUGGGAAAGCACUCUGGAUGAGAACAGGAAAUGACAGGAACGUUACUCUCCCAGUUUGAACGUGGUAUGUGGCACUGUCAUUGCGCACCUCGUAUCUGACCUUGUUGCGGUCAGGCCGAAAGCUCUGCCCGUGGAUCAGGCAUAAUGGGCCCCCACUGACACUGGGGUGUGCUUUCCAGUCUGGGGAACAUGGGACUCUGUGGACCUGGCACACUUGGGGCAGUGGUACCAAAUGGCCCAGGAAAGUGGCAGCAGGAGUGAGCUCAGCAUGACCCCUCAAAAGGCUCAGGCCAGAGGAAGAGCUUGCUGCCUGCUCCCAGCUAGUUUUGUCACUGCCAGGUCACCAAGUGGCUGUCUUGCAGUGAUGCUGACAUUCUUUUGCAAAGCAAACACAUUAAACCAAUUAAGCCUUUUCAACAAGACUGUGGGAAAGAGGAAACAUGCACUAGAGAGCAAGCAAGUCGGGACAGAUGUCUGCAGAAGGUACAGGGGACACGCCCUUUAGAAGACGCCAGGCCUCUUCUCUGGCCUGGAGGGACACCAUGUCCAGGCUCCCCAUAAGUGUCACCAGUCAGCAUUUCAGAGUUACAGGUUGAGGUUUAUGCUCUCACCAGUAGGUCACAUUCCCAGAAACUUCAGCCAGGCCACCCAGAUCCCACAGAGAUAUUAGGCUGUGGAUAGAAAUGUCAUCAGAGCAUGAAGUCCAAUGAGGAAAUGGCCUCCUUCUCCAGUUGGCUGCCAGCCAAAGUGGUAAAGGUGGUUUUUAGAAGCAGCUCGGGGUAUAGCAUGCUCACACGUAAGCUGAGCUGUAGCCUGUAUGUGAACAGCCCAAGAACACGAGCUAGGGCAACCAGAGCCCAUGCUGCACACGGCAGUAAACGCGCUGGCUGUGGCUGAGAGGCUGGGGCCCGGGGGGAGGCAUGAUGUGGGUUGUGCAUUCUCUGCAUUUGUUCCAUCUCAUGAGCAAGACCCACAUUUGGCCAGGGCUGGCCCUGGUGCUACCACCCCUAGACCAGACCAGGCUGACAGCCUUGUCUAGAUAGCAAGUCCCCCAAGCUGCCCCUCUGCUGCCAGGCACCAUGGGCAGCAGGGAGAUGGGCAGGCUCUGCCACCUGAGCAAAUGCUCCUGGCCUUCUGGGACCAGAGCCUGGAGGAUCAGGCUCAGAGGGCAUUCUGUGGCCAAGAGAUGUAGGCCUCUGGACUGUGGGCUCUUCCCAACCUGGUAGCCUUGCUGGGUCAAUGUGGCCAGGGCUCCAGGCUGGCUGGGAAGAAAGAAUUUGAGCCCAGUGUGCUUUGGAGUACCCCUUAGUUAACAGCCUCCUCAAGUAGGCUGCCCCCAGACAUGCCUCCCCAACUCUGCCAGGCCUCCACUCGUGGAAGUCUCCCCCAGGCCCUGACAAGUCUGCCUCCUCCUGGAGUACCCAUACCUGCUGGGCUGACAUGUGCCCCAGGCUCCUGCCUUGCCCUCAAGCCAGGCCACCCAACUCCCUGCAGAGCAGGGGAGGGAAGCACCAGGCCCAGCAGUAAUCCUGUGCCCAUCUAAUUGCCACAAUUUCCACCGAAUCACAGCAGGCUGGUACUAUCAAAUGUGCCACCCGGCUGCCAGGCAGUGCACCUGAGGAGUCAUGGGCAAUCCUCUGAACUCACAGCCCUACCUAGCCUGACUCCCGGCCUCCGCCAGGCUCCCUGCACUGCUGGCCACUCCUUCCCCACCUCUGGGAUGACCAGUGCUGGAGCCCUGCCCGGGUCCCAGGGCCAAGGACUCAGCCUUUCUUUGCCCUAAGCUCUUAGCAACAGAGUCAGUCUCUCGUUUUAAGGAUUUCCAUUUUCUGAGGGAAAAUGAGCUGGAUUUUACGGCAUUAAGACAGGAGUAAAACUUUGGUGUUGAACUAUCUGGCAGUGUCUAGGCAGCCUCAUGGCAAUUUACAUUUUUAAAAUUCCCUCAAAAGCAGGCUGUUUCUGUUGGCUCCCAGCCCCCAGGGGAGUCGCGCCCUUACACGACCUGCAGGCUGCGCUCGUGCCCAUCCAGCUGCACCUUGAGCUUGUGCAGCUCCUCGAUCUCGCGGUUGUGCCGCUCGGUCUUGUGGCGCACCAGCGAGCGGUAGAAGUGGAUGGUGAAGACCACGAAGAUGAGACCCACAGGCACCAUGAUGAUGGUGGACACGAGGGCGGCCUGCCAGCCUGUGUGGCCACUGGGGCCGGGUGCAGGGCCGGGCUGGUGGCGUGCAUCCACAGGCAGGAACUUGAUCCAGCAGAGCAGCACGACCUCAGCCAGGAAGAGCAGGAUGCCGAGUACGGUGGAGAAGCCCCAGGCCAGCUCAAUGUAGGGGUGCAUACGCUCAUGCGGCGACUCGCUGAUGGAGUUGAGGUUGUGGAUGUUGCUCACGGCCUCCACGUUGGGCAGGAUGCACGUGCUGAUGAGCAGGGCGAAGAGGUGCACGGCCACCAGCACCGUCGUGCAGGCACUGAAGGCGAUGAGCAGGGGCGGUGGAUACUGGUACUGCGUCUCCAGCUGCACCUCCACCAUGGCCACCUGCAAGGCAGAGCGGAUGCUGCUGGGCUGCGCAAGCACCUUCCAGGCCCUUGCGGAGCACAGGACACUCUUUGCUGCUCAACUAUUUUGAACUUGCCUUUUUUUCUGAUUCGCUAAAGAAUAUCUCACUGAGAAAAAAAUCUAAAGGUACAGAGAGACUAAAGAAGCACCAAGCGGGGCGAGUCACCCUCCAGGUGCCUUCCCAGACACGGAAUGUGUGGUGUAUCUGAGGUGCCAAGCUAUGAGCCAGGGCACAUGUGGCUUUGCUAUUGAUAUCAGAGCCAGGCUGCAGUGUGGCUUAGCUGCAAAAAAACCCCCUAUUUUAAAAAUAAAAACGGACCUUUUAAAAGGUUAAAAAAAAAAAAGUAAAAACAGAGGCUUCUGAUGGUGCCCAGACUCAGAGCUGCAAACCCAGACAGCCUCACA
This is a messenger RNA of Myotis myotis, 7325 nucleotides long. It is a transcript of the gene ALKBH4, whose product is annotated as alkB homolog 4, lysine demethylase. The record is from RefSeq and is a predicted model, not a curated record. Gene Ontology annotation, biological process: actomyosin structure organization; oxidative demethylation; protein demethylation. Bases 126 to 932 code for a protein of 268 amino acids. The transcript has 4 exons. Gene Ontology annotation, molecular function: oxidoreductase activity; actin binding; demethylase activity. Lineage: Eukaryota; Metazoa; Chordata; Mammalia; Chiroptera; Vespertilionidae. Gene Ontology annotation, cellular component: midbody; contractile ring.